AUGCUAGCCCUGCCGUGGAUUGUCUACUUUGAUUUGGUGCCCAUUUGGGAGGACAUGGAUGAUAUUAAAGUCUGUGUGGAAGUGUGGCCAAACGAAAAAGCAUCACAAAAUUAUUUCUUGGUGGUAAAUCUGGGCCUCCAAUACCUGCUGCCCCUAUCGAUCAUAAUAUUCUUCUACAUACUAUUGUUCAUAAAAAUCUGGCGCCGAAAAAUGCCCAAGAUCGUUAGGCAGUCCAGCGAUGACACGUUGAACGACUGGAACACCCGGAUUGUGGAAAAGUCCAAGAUCAAAGUGCUCAAAAUGCUGAUCGCCAUUGUCUCCCUGUUUGCCCUGUCGUGGUUGCCGUUGUACGCCAUUUUUGCCCGGGUCAAAUUUGGGCCCCCGUUUGAUGACAGCACUUUUGAAGGUAUUUUAUUG
Molecule: messenger RNA, 417 nt
Organism: Medioppia subpectinata
Lineage: Eukaryota; Metazoa; Arthropoda; Arachnida; Sarcoptiformes; Oppiidae
Source: the annotation of a GenBank genome assembly